GUUUGGCGAUCAAGGUCGCGGUAAUGGCUUCCUAGGCAAGACUUACUUUGUUUAUGCCGCCGUGUGGACCCUAGCAGCUGUGUUUAGUGUGCUUAAUGUACAUUAUAAUACAAACCUGCACGUUUUUGAAGAAAGUUCAGAAUCUGACACCUUCGUACCGGAAGUUUCUCGCCGAUGGGGCUGAGUUGUAUGGCUGAAUGAGGCUAUCGCCUAUGAUAGCGUAAAAGGAUGAACUCAAUCGCCGGUCGGGAUCUCGCAGUGUCCGCUGGAGCUGUCAGCAGCAACCCCGGAGCAGGGUCCUCCAGAGUCCUGCAUGUGGAGCUCACAUCACAACAGAGGCGUUUGCGUCACUUGCGGAGCAUAGCGGCCCGUAACAUUGUGAACAAGAAUGGCUCUCCUCUGCUUGACACUUACUUCAGCCUUCACCUCUGCCAGGAAGAACGGAUAUCACGAGAUUUUUAUAAGAGCGAAGUCAUCCGAGACUCAUUGAACCCGACAUGGCGGAGCUUAGAUUUUGCCAUGCUGCCGGACCUCUUGGACAUGUCUGUGUCGUGUUUUGUGGUGAGAAUAUGGGGUGGGAGGGAAGAACAAUACCAACUGCUUAUUGAGUGGAAGGUCAACCUAGAUGGUCUCAGAUACACAGGACAACAGAUUCGCUCCAGAAAUCCAAAUGAGAUCAUCUUUGGACUGAAUGACGGCUACUAUGCAGCUGAGUUUGAUCAGAAGGAGAAUUCUGACAAGAAGAAGAACAGUUUGCUCCAGGUGGACCAGAGCUCUGUCAGAAACUCCUACAGUGUUUUCUCUUUACUGAGGCUUCACACAGCCCAGAGAGCCAUAAAGCAGACUCAGGUGACGGUUCAGAAGAUCGGAAAGGAAAUUGAAGAGAAACUGAGGACAACGGCGUCAUGCACAGAAAAGAAGAAAGAGAGGGAGUGUAUGCAGCUACAUAUCGGGAUUCUGAGGUGUGAGUUGGAGAGACAGAGGAAGGCGUUGACAAGAGAAAUGGACUUGAUGCAGAAAGAGAGAGCACAGCUUGUAAAGAAAGAGGAGGCGUCGUCUACCAUGCACCAGGGUCUGGAGUCUGAACGCAAGUCUUUGACGGAGUUGCAGAAGGAAUGCUCUGCCAAAAGAGAGCUGUUUCUGAAGUCUAACGCCCAGCUGACCUUCCGCUGUCGUCAGCUCAUAUCAGAGCUUUCCUACAUUUAUCCCAUUGAUGUGAACAAUCAGAACGAUUAUGUGAUUUGUGGUGUUAAACUGCCCAAUUCUGAAGACUUUCAAGCAAAGGAUGAUGGGAGUAUUGCAGUGGCUCUGGGUUACACGGCACACCUGGUGCUGAUGAUGUCGUUCUUCCUGCAGAUUCCGCUCAGGUAUCCAGUCAUCCACAAGGGUUCCCGAUCCACCAUCAAAGACACUAUCACCGACAAACUGACAGAGAAGGAGCGAGAGUUCCCCCUUUAUCCCAGAGGAGAGCGUUUCCAGUUUGAAUACGGUGUCUAUUUGCUCAACAAAAACAUCGCCCAGUUGAGGUACCAGCAUGGGCUUUCCACCCCGGACCUACGUCAGACUUUACCCAACCUCAAAAACUUCCUAGAGCAUGGACUACUUGUAAGAUGCGACAGGCACCACGUCUCCAUGUCCAUCCCCGUCCCUCUGAAGUCUCAUCUCAGCGUUUCCACCGCAUCCGAAGUGGGAUUUCCAACUCUCUCCAGUUCACCUGAACGGGACGUCCAGAAGCGGUCUGGCUCAGAUGCCGAUAAACGGAAAUGCCGAACCCCUCCGCCGAGUUACAACACUACUAUGGCGCAACCUGAUCCCAUGGCCACUCCGGAGAUGCCAUCAGCGCCGUCCAUGGAGAUUGCGAGCGUGGAAGUAGGUAAGACUGUAGAAACACAUGGGGAUGUGGAGACUGUUCCCGAGGCACAUACGGAGAAACCUCUGGAAGUACCUACAGACAUAGCCAGUACAUUACCGUCUGACUCCUCGCCUCAGCACGCAGGGGCCAUGAACGGCUCGGCCGUGCCCGGCGGGGGUAUGGGAUUGGGUGUCGCGAGCAGAGGUGAGCUGUGCUGCUCCGUAGAGCAGGCGGAGGAGAUCAUGGGCACUGAAGCCACGGGGCUGGGAUUGGGAUUGGGACUAGGAUUAGGGUUGGGAUUGGGAGGCGGCGCCAGACUGGACGAUUACCCAUGCAUCCCGGUGGAGCACGCCAUCGCAGUCGAGUGCGACGAACAGGUUUUGGGAGAGUUCGACGCCGCCGGGAUCGAGGAGGUCUCGCGGCGCAUCUAUGCACUAGAGAACAUGUCUAGCUUCCGACGGCCUCGAAAGAACUCUGAAAAAUAACUGGGAUGCAGGAAAAACGGGUCAGAGAGUGACGGGUGUCCAAGUUGGUUGGUGACACAAGGCUGAGCCUGCGUAAUAUUUCACCCUGACUGUAACAAGUAUAGACAUUGCAUAAAGAAAUAUAUUAUUAUUAAUAUUGUUAUAAUAAUCAUUAAUAUUAUUAGGAAAUAUCUGGAAUAUUGACCAAUUUGCACUUCUCAAAGCAUUUCUAUAAUCCUUUAAAGUGAAAUAAAGAGAAUGUUUGUGGUUGAAAUGCGUGUUGGACGUCUUUCUGGGUGAAUGGAUGCGCAGUCUUAAUGGGAUAGUUCACCCAAAAAUGAAAAUUGUGUCAUCAUUUAUUCACCCGAACGUCGUUACAAACCUGUGUGACUUUUAUUCCUCUGUGGAACACAAAAGAAGUCAUGUGCAGGGCUCCAAACUUAAUUAUAUUCCUUUAAUAGUUUGUUUAAUUUGUACAGAUUAAUUUAAUAAAAUAAAAAGAUAUAAAUGGCAAUAUUAAUAUUUAUUAUCAUUAUUAUAUAUUCAUUUUGAACGGGUACCAAAAAACUUAAGUUUGAAUGUGGCCUGAGGCAAUUAAUGGAGAGAUUAAAAAAAAAUAACAACUAUAAAUGGUUUUAUAUCCUUGUGCUCAAGCUAAUAUUGAUCAGCAAUUCAAAAUGCUAAUAUUAAAAUAUUUUUAAAAGGUAAAAAUCACUGAGAUAUGGAAGCUUGUUUCCGCCACUGAAUAAAAA
This is a messenger RNA of Pimephales promelas (fathead minnow), 3068 nucleotides long. RefSeq names its product UV radiation resistance associated gene (gene uvrag). Gene Ontology annotation, cellular component: endosome; lytic vacuole. NCBI's taxonomy places the organism in Eukaryota, Metazoa, Chordata, Actinopteri, Cypriniformes, Leuciscidae. The record is from RefSeq and is a predicted model, not a curated record. Gene Ontology annotation, molecular function: SNARE binding. Gene Ontology annotation, biological process: SNARE complex assembly.